AGCCGUGCCAUGUCGACAUUGAAAAAUUAUCGUUUUACUUUUGGCGUUCUGGAAAAAGUUUGUUCUCGAUUUAGUUAGAAUUGCUGCAAGAAACUAUUGUUCAUUCUUGAUACUAAAAAGUUUGGCUUUUAAAAGAAAGAAAAUGGAUUUGAAAACGUCGAGCGUGCUGAAGAACUACCAUCGCGUACGCGGAAAUGGCAAACCCGACCUCCACAAAUUAAUGGAUUUGAUGCGCAUUAUUUUUGCGUUAAAAGGUCUUUUACCAUAUGGUCAGCUGUUUGAAGACCACCCUAAGAAACUUGCCGUGGAAGAGUCCGUAACUGGUUACACCUACGACAUUUCGUGUGAAAAUGACGGUUACAUCGUGUUCACAACUCAAGACGAUAAUACAGUAUCAAUGUCAGUAACUGAUAUAUACAAUGCUUUUAUGCACUUUGAAAAAACGUUCAUGAGUGAAAUAAAGGGCUGUGAUUGUGCAGAUAAGAAAGAAUGCAAGAGAUGUUUAGUCGAAAAGGAAUGGCAAAGGAUAAUUAAAAGUCAGUCCAUUUCUAUGCAAGAAAGCAGUGGGAAAGAUGUCUUACCGCCGUACUUGCCGCAAUCGCUCGGUCUUUCAAGCACCCAUGUUCCAGAAGCAUCCACCAAUAAAUCGAAAGGGAAAUCAGGCUCAGAAAGGAAAACCAAAAAAGAAACCCAGCAACACGGUACCUGUCACAACACCAUGCGUAGGAAAGACCAAGCCAAGCACCACAAGAAAGAGUGUAGGAGAGAAUACGAGGAACACAAUGAUUUUAUGCGCGAUAAUAAAUAUGAAAUUUUGUUAAACUUAAGCGAAGAAAGCAAAGAAGUACACAUCCUGACCUACCGUGAAUCAGAUCAAGGUGAAAUCACCUGCCAAAUAUUUGAUCAGAAGCAAGAGGCGCUCGAGUGGGCAUAUAUGAACAAACAUCUUAUAAAAAAUCAUUUUGUUAAGGUGCAUGACUAUUACGCCGAAACACAACCGAUCGCGGUGAAAGACCUUAAGCGUAUUAAAAUGAAGUUGAUACUCCCUGGUACAGAUGAGUUUAGUAGUAAAAAAAUGAGCUUUUUCGACACAGGCGCAGAUAUCGCUAGCUUUCCGUGCAAGUCUGAAUCGAUGGAGCCAUUUAUCCACUCAGCCGCAAACGUUAAUGGUAAGGUGACGCCGACCAUUUAUGCAGAAUUAAGUAUUGAUGGCAUACGUCUUCCAAGCAUACAUGAGGUUGAAAUGGAACUAGAUGGAGAAUAUGCUGCCUUUGGCCUACCUCAACUGGUUGAUAUGCCUGAGGGUGUAGCAAACGGCAUCAUUAGCAAACAACGUAAUAUAAUAAUCCCGAGUACCACGAAGCGGGAGCGCGAUUUGUAAUCACAAGGGACAAGUUUGAUUUUGUACCAAAAUUGCACGACACCUAGCGUAUAAUAUAGCCACUCCUGUGUAUGAGCUAUUCUGCAAUCUGAUUAGUCCAGAUAUCACCGUAUAUAAGCUCGUAUAUGGUGAGGAG
Dendronephthya gigantea is the source of this 1517-nucleotide messenger RNA. RefSeq lists its product as uncharacterized. The record is from RefSeq and is a predicted model, not a curated record. The transcript is spliced from 4 exons. The coding region runs from base 143 to 1381 and encodes 412 amino acids. Lineage: Eukaryota; Metazoa; Cnidaria; Anthozoa; Malacalcyonacea; Nephtheidae.